This is a messenger RNA of Sclerotinia sclerotiorum 1980 UF-70, 345 nucleotides long. RefSeq lists its product with no specific name. The coding region runs from base 1 to 345 and encodes 114 amino acids. The transcript has 2 exons. The record is from RefSeq and is a predicted model, not a curated record. NCBI's taxonomy places the organism in Eukaryota, Fungi, Ascomycota, Leotiomycetes, Helotiales, Sclerotiniaceae.
AUGUCCCGAUAUCUCACCCGGUCCAGCUACACUUUCCAGCUGGCGGAACCUUUCCCCGUAUCUCCGCUCACAGAUCCAAUCGCGGCAGAAAAUAUUCGUAACACUUUAUUAGCACUUUACACUUUUGCAAUUGAUGGUUGUAACUGGGCGGCCUUAUCUCGAGUCUUCGCCCCAAACGCACGAGCAAACUACUCAGCAGCCAUCGGGAUCCUCUACGGCCCUGAAGAAAUCGCCAACUAUAUCUCCACAACCCUUGCUUCCUUCGUACGAACACAACAAAGAUACGGAACGCAAUACAUAACUAUAUAUUCGCCAAGCAGCGCCAUCUCCGUGACAUAUUUUUAG